UGACAUCCGGAAACAUGGCGACCAGCGGUGAGGCUCCAGACAGCUCUGUGAGGAGAAGACGUGUAGGCAGCAGGAGGACAGAGACAGACUCGGUCCUGACCGGUAAAGAAGAUGAAGCGGACACCAGCAGAGACUCAGAGAAACAGAAGCAACUUCUGUCGUUACAACCAGGAACUUACUGGCUCACUCGCAUCGUGCUGCUGCGCUCCGUCGCCUUUAUUUACUUUGUGGCGUUCAGCGUUGCUUACAACCAGAACAAGCAGCUGAUAGGUGAACAUGGCCUGAUGCCCUGUAAGAACUACCUGAACAGUGUCAAACGUUAUGUGGGAGGAAAGAUAGGCAUGGCUGCCUUAGCAUACACCCCAUCCCUCCUCUGGUUCAUGGAUUGGAGCGACAUGGAUGCCAACCUGGAUGGGAUUGCCCUGGUGGGGAUGGCACUGUCAGGAUUUGUUCUGGUGACAGGAAUGGCCAACAUGAUUAUCAUGGUCACACUGUGGGUGCUUUACCACUCCCUGGUCAACGUGGGACAGCUGUGGUAUUCCUUUGGUUGGGAGAGCCAGCUGUUGGAGACGGGCUUUCUGGCUAUUUUCUUGUGUCCGGUGUGGACUUUAUCUCAGGUCCCCCGCCGCUGUCCCCCCUCCCUCAUCUGCAUCUGGACCUUCAGGUGGCUCAUUGUUCGCAUCAUGCUGGGAGCUGGUCUUAUUAAAAUCAGAGGCGACAAAUGCUGGAGAGACCUCACCUGCAUGGACUACCAUUACGAGACCCAACCAGUUCCUAACCCCAUGUCGUACUACAUGCAUCGCUCUCCCUGGUGGUUCCAUCGCUUCGAGACAUUGUCCAACCACUUCAUUGAGCUUAUCGUCCCGUUCUUCACCUUCCUGGGCAGGCGGAUGUGUAUGGUGAAUGGAGCACUCCAGAUCCUUUUCCAGAUGGUUUUGAUAAUCAGUGGGAACCUGAGUUUUCUGAACUGGCUGACCAUUGUUCCCAGUUUGGCCUGUUUCGAUGAUGCUUCACUGGGAUUCUUGUUUCGCUCUGGGGCGGGACCCAAGAAGACGGUGCUGGAGAUACAGAAUGAGGAUGCAGCUGGACGCACCCUAAAACCUAACAAAGGUAUGUUAAUUCGUAGAGUGGUGAACAUUUCUUUGGGCGUUCUGAUUGGCUUCCUGAGUGUCCCUGUGGUGAUGAACCUGCUGAGUUCCAGGCAGGUGAUGAACACCUCCUUUGACCCGCUGCGGAUUGUCAACACCUACGGGGCCUUUGGCAGCAUCACAAAAGAACGUACCGAGGUGAUCUUCCAGGGCACUCUGAGCCCGGAUCCCAAGGACCCUGAGGCAGUUUGGGAAGAGUAUCAGUUCCUGUGUAAACCAGGAGACAUUUACCGACGGCCGUGCCUCAUAUCACCGUAUCACUACCGGCUGGACUGGCUCAUGUGGUUUGCUGCCUUCCAGACCUAUGAACAGAGUGAAUGGGUGAUCCAUAUAGCGGGAUGUCUGCUGUCCAACGACAGUACCGUCCUCUCAUUGCUCGACCACAACCCUUUUCAUGGCAGAGACCCACCCAGGUGGGUUCGAGGGGAACACUUCAGAUACAAGUUCAGCCAACCGGGCAGUCCCAGCGCUGCACAGGGCAAAUGGUGGUUGAGAAAACGCAUCGGACCCUAUUUUCCUGCUGUGGACCUGGAAGGACUUAGGGGCUACUUCCAGUCAAGGAACUGGCCUCAUCCACACAUAGCGACACAAAGGAGCUAAAGUCAUGUCCUCUGAUGUGACCUCAGACUGGAGGGCCAAGAGGAAACCAGAGGAAUCAGGAGUGGUUUGAAACAGGCCAUUUCAAGGUCAGUUUCAUUGUGAUGCUGCUGGAGUUUAGCACAAACACAAAGGAUUGAAUCAGGCUUCUUGAACAUUUACUUGAUACAUUUAUUCCCAAACAAUGUGACAGUUGUAAGGUUUCAAUCAGAGAUGUUACUUCAGUGAUCACAAAUACGAUGGUGAAUUUCUGCCUUUUGUAUUUUAUGAAAUGACCACAUUAAUGGCCAAAUAUUAAAAAGCUUAUCUGUAUCUGAA
Amphiprion ocellaris (clown anemonefish) is the source of this 2063-nucleotide messenger RNA. RefSeq names its product lipase maturation factor 1 (gene lmf1). Gene Ontology annotation, cellular component: endoplasmic reticulum membrane. Lineage: Eukaryota; Metazoa; Chordata; Actinopteri; Pomacentridae. Bases 15 to 1748 code for a protein of 577 amino acids. The record is from RefSeq and is a predicted model, not a curated record. Gene Ontology annotation, biological process: protein maturation. The transcript is spliced from 11 exons.